Molecule: messenger RNA, 8165 nt
Organism: Galleria mellonella (greater wax moth)
Lineage: Eukaryota; Metazoa; Arthropoda; Insecta; Lepidoptera; Pyralidae
Gene: pns
Product: DENN domain-containing protein 5A
Exons: 24
Coding region: 239-4297 (1352 amino acids)
Molecular function (GO): guanyl-nucleotide exchange factor activity; small GTPase binding
Source: RefSeq, a predicted model, not a curated record
GGUUUGGCAGCUGCAGCUGUUUGAUGGCGUAGGUAAAUGCAUUUUGUGGAUAAAUUUUGUAUAAUUUAUUAUUUUUAAACCUUUAGUGCCAGUGAUAAUUAUAAUAUGUGAAAUAAUAGUGCAAAUUGAAAAUUAAAGAAACCCAGUGAAACUUAUGUAAAAUGCUGAAGCGAACCUCUCAAAUCAGUACCCCGAAGAGAAAGUGUCUCAAAUAGUAAAUAACGGGUCGAUAGAAAUAAUGUCUGUCCCUGAUUUGUCUGUCGGAUGUCGGUUUGCUGAUUAUUUUGCAAUAUGUGGGCUUGAUUUUGAUUCAGGUUUGGAACCCGACCGACUCUGUGGUGACAAUUUACACGUAUCUCCGCUCGAUCGCUCCUACAAAGGAAAGAUUCUAGCUCACUACCCAGAUAACAUCUCAAGUAAUCCAUUUGAUGAGCAUGCAGUGUGUAUGCUUUGCCUACCAGCUGGUCUACAAUUCAGAACUCAAAAACACUCACUAGAGCCAAAAUUUCAUAGUUUUGUAGUGACAAGAGAAAAUGCUUCCAGAUAUUAUGGAUUUAGUCUUAUUUUUUAUGAAGAAGUCAGAAAUGGAAAGAUUUGUACAGCAAUGCAUACAUUGCAGGCAAUGUAUAUUACUGAACUGUCUAGUGGGCAGACACCUCCAGGUCACAGAAAAAGUUCUGGCAAAGAAAGUUCUAGGUCGUUACCUAGAUCAUUCAAACUUACACCACACACGGGCGCUGCACUCACUUAUUAUGACAUAGCCAAAGACAAACUAUAUGUAGCCAAAAGUAUAGCUCUCAUAUGCCAAUAUCCUUAUGUUAGAGUUGCACAAAUGUUCCUAGAAAAUUUAUUUAGGUCACUACCAAGGCAGCCAGGCCCAGGGCUAAGUCCUGAGUCAUAUGUCUAUAAUUUGCUUUAUGAAGUCCCAGUGCCACUAUCUGGACAAGCAUUACGCCUUUAUGUGCCACCUUCAGAGCCUCACCUUGAUCCUAUUCCUGUUGUGAUAAGAAUGCCAAACCCACCUGAAGAGUUACCAUUACUUGAUUAUCCAUUACGCAUAAUGUUUUCCAUGCUUGGCGUUGAAUGUGUAGUUCAAUUGUUUACAUGUGUUCUGCUUGAACACCAAGUGUUACUCAAAUCUAGUGAUUACAAUAAACUUAUGUUGGUAGCAGAAUGCAUAGUAUCUUUGCUACUGCCAUUUACAUGGGCGCAUGUAUAUGUUCCCAUACUGCCAGCACCACUAUAUCAUUUCCUUGACGCUCCUGUUCCGUUUGUCAUGGGCCUACACGCGGAUAGUGCCGCCGUGAGCGUUGGAUCCAACGGCCCCCGGAGUAUUGCUCUCGGUUCUGAAGCUGCCCUAUGUUUAGUUGAUAUUGAUAAACCUGAUAUACAAUUACCUGAAGAACUACCAAUUUUCCCACAUCGGACACCUUUCAUUGAGGAAUUAAAUCACAUUUUAGAUAAACAUCAGAUUCAAAGACCAGAGACUGAACCGACUAAACUUGGUGUACCGCUAAAUGGAAAUUCUUACAAGCAUAUGAAUGACAGCAUGAGUAGCAGCUGUACUUUACCUUCAGGUGGGCUACGACGUAAACACUCGUUCCACGACGUGCUGGAGUGGGAAGAAAGUCGGCCGCUAAACGCAUCUCCACCCGCCUCUCCUACACGCCGCGCCCCGCUCCGCCUCGACUCAUUGCAACGGAUCGUUGAUAUUGUGAAACGCACCGGUGUUAACAUCGACGAUGUGGACGCUGAUACAGUAAUGCCAACAUUAAAGAAGAAAAUACUCAAUGAUGAAGAACAGUACAAUGAAGAUAUUCGUUUUAAUAUAGCCAUUAGAGAAACCUUCCUUAACAGAUUCGUACAUAUGUUCCUUAUGUACGAGAACUUUGUCAUAAUGCCUGAUCAGGAUCGAGAUUCUUGGCUUUCGGCCCGCGAAUCAAUGAUAAAUUUCGAUAAGGCAUCUUUCUUAUCUGAUCAACCCCAGAGGCAUAGACCUUUUCUCUCACGGUUUCUCGAAACUCAAAUGUUCGCUACGCUUAUAGACAACAAGAUUAUGGCUAAUUGGGGUGAAUAUGAUGCCAAUUUACAAGUUUUCGAACAUCGAAUAAAAGCGGUCAGGCGGCGACUGGGCGAGGGUGGGCUAGCGACGCGCGGGUACAGCGUGUGGGCGGGCGGGGCGGGGUGCGGGGGUGGCGCGUGCGCGGGGCUGGGGGCGGCCGAGCUGGAGGUGGGCGCGCCGGGCGAGCGGCUGCCGCACCGCGCGGCGUACUACCGCGCAUUCCCCGCGCGGCUGGACGCGGCCGCGCUCGCGCCGCCGCCGGUCUCCGACCGCAGAACAAACAGUUUAAAACGUAUAAAGAACGCGAAAUGGCAAGUAAAGGAUUGUCCACCCGAAUUGUUAUUAGGAGAUAUUAGUAGGAGGUUGUCUACAGAAGUCACGCCUAACGCCAUUGCUCAGAAUCACAAGACAUUUGUCGAGAAACUGCUCAAGGAGUGUAAAAGUAAAACAAAACGCAUGCUCCUGGAAAAGAUGGGUACAGAAGAAAGUGACUUAGGUUUUGGUUGUGAAGUGUCAGUAACCGGAGUAGAAGAAAGUACUAUGAUUGCCUCAUUAUGCGAUUUGCUGGAGAGACUCUGGUCUCAUGGGUUACAACAUAAAAUGGGAAAGUCCGCGUUGUGGAUGCACCUCACCAACUACCAAGAGUUAGAACAAUGCAGUAAUACAACGAAACCAAUCGAUCCUAAUUACCUUACGCCAGCUUUGGCCUGGUGUGUGUUACGCAAACGUCUGGAUUAUCUAUCUUCUGUGGGUGCCGAGGUGGAGGCUCAACAAAGUACCAGUAGUGGUAACAGAUCCCGCGACAGUUCUCGCGGUGGUUCCCGUGAUAGUUCUCGUGACCGCCUCAGCAAUUCUGGAACUUUAGAACGGAAGUCAUCUCAGCCACCAAACCCACUGCGGCCACUUCCGGAGAGUCUUACAUUUGACAUGAGAAAUGUCCAAGCUAUGACAGACAUAAAGACUGAGAUUGGUUAUGCUCGUGCAUGGGUGCGGCUGUCCCUUGAGAAGAAAUUGCUGUCAAAGCACCUUCGAGAGCUGUUAGCUGAUACAACUUUACUGCGUUCUCAAUACAAGCGAACGGCUUUCCUGCGCUGCGAGGAAGAGCGGGAACAAUUUCUAUAUCAUUUACUGACUUUAAAUGCUGUUGAUUAUUACUGUUUCACCAAUACGUAUCCGACUACAAAAUUGCCGUAUCGCGUUCUGAUUGUUCCGUCCCGCAAGGCGAGCCAAACUACAGCUAACUGCUGGAUAGCGAUAUCAGGUGCAAACAGAGAGUCUACGCCCAAAAUACCCAUACCACGUAACACCAAUGAAUUUGUUUUCCAUCACAAGAAUUUGGGAAUAUUAUCAACAUUACGUAUAGGACACGAUAAUUCUGGACUAUCACCGAGGUGGUUGCUUGAUCAGGUGUAUGUACGGAACGAAGUUACAGGACACACUUAUACUUUCCCGUGCAACCGGUGGCUGGGCACGGGCGUGGACGACGGGUCGACGGAGCGGCUGCUGCUGGCGGCGCGGCUGCGGUCGGAGCGCUCGCCGCGCACGCCGGGCCGCGCGCCGCCCGCGCCCGCCGCGCCCGCCGCGCCGCCGCCCGCGCCCGCUGCGCACGCGCCGCACACGCCCACCACGCAUCUGUCCACCUCCACCAUACAACAUAUGAUCGGUGACUGUGUAAAUGCCAUAGUCAAAUGGCAUUAUCAGUCCAAAAGAGAAAAAGAUGCAAACUCCCUCAGUGUACUGCUGUGCGGUGAAAAUGGUUUAGUUAAAUGCUUGGAACAAGCUUUCCUUUGUGGAUUCAAGUCGGCUCGUCUAUUCGGCAAGAAUCUCUUCAUUUGGGAUUACUUUGCACGGGUGAAGGACGAGUUCAAAAUGAGCUUAUGCGACGAGCCAAGUCCCCAGAGUAACAAGGGGUGUGGUGUGGCGUACAAUUGUAGACAAGACCAGGAGCACAGGUCUAUUUGGCGAUGCUACUGCCACCUAAUGGACGAAAUCAGCACCGCUGGCCGUACGCUGGGCAAAGAUGGGAAAUUUCAACUUUUCAUAUGUCUUAGCUUACGAGAGCAUUGGCUCCAUCGAAUGCUAGUGCCAAUGUCGAUGACCCGCGUUACAGUUGAAAUGUAUGAAGAACAAAGUUUUCUGCGCAAACGCGGUCUCCUUACUUUCCUCAGGCAGAUACUGGAGCCACUAGAUGAGUUUGACAUUGUUUUAGAGAACUCUCUCACUCAAGGCAUUUAAAUUGUUCUCAGCGUAGAAUUAAAGCUCCCUGAAACCAAUUUCAUUUAUUACUGUAUUUUGUCAUUUUUAAAUUAAGAAUUUGAAGAAAAAGAUAACAUUGACGUUUAUACGUUUUUUGACUAAAAAACGUAAAGGGUAAAAGUACGGUCAUUUGAUAUCUACGCCUUUUUAUCGAAUUUUAAUAUCGAAUUUAAUUUGCAUUUCCUAUUUUUAAAUAAUAAUCUUAAUGUAUUAGAUUUAUCUUUCAGUGUUAGAUUUCAACAGGCGUUUAUAACGAAUAUGAUCGUACUUAUUUCUUUAUUAUGUACAGUGAUACAUGAAAUAUAAACUUUUAUCUUCCAUCCUUUAUCAAUAGUUGUAGUAUCGAGUCAAAAAAAUAUUUAGUACUUAGAUUUUAUUGAAAUGUAAUAUAAAUUAAUGGUUAAACCAGAUUCAUGUGAGAAAGUUCUGUAAAUCAUUUCCAUCCUUUGUAAAAUGGUUACAACGCAAAGAAUAGUGUAUAAGUAAUGUGAAAUACUCAUAGGUACUUAUAAGUUACCCAAAACUUAUGAAAAUGAUAUUAUUUCUUAAGGUCUGAUUAUUUUGUACUUUUCUUAUUAUUAAGUUUCAAAGUGAUGGUUGUGUUAACUUUACGUAUGAUGUUGUCUUGCCAGUUAAACCCAAAGAUUAUUUUUUAGAACGGUGCUUAUGUUGAACUUUACCAUUUGCCUUUAUGGUAUUUGUUUUUUUUUAUUUCAUAUAUGUUUUUUUGUGAAAAUUUGAUGAAAUAUUGCAUAAAAUAUUCCAUUAAGAUAUGUUUAAUAUUAAAAUACUCAUUAAAAAUUUUGUUCCAUUAAUAACUGUGUUCGUUAUAUUUUGCUAAAUUAGUGUAUAAGGUGUAAUGUUGUUGGAAUAGAAACCUCAUCAUAAUACAUAGAUUAUAACUUUUAUUGCAGAUGCAGCUUGUCAAAUUUCAAUUUAUUAUUAUCUAAAUUUAGAUACUAAAGAGUAUAGACUUAUGCCUAUAGUACUCUUAUGUUCUCUUCUCUCAUUCCUUAAUUUUUGUAUUUUAUGUAAAGUAUUCAACAUAUUCGAGACAGCUUAUUUAAAUAUAAUUCAAUGCGUUUCUCCAAUGUAUGCUUUAAGUUAAAUGGUUAUAUGUGUAAUGGUUAUAUGUAAUAAUAUUUAUUAAUUAAUAUCUGUGUGUUGAUACUGCAAUAUGUUGUAUGUCAUACAUUACUUCGUCAUGUAUUCGGUACGACUGAAAUUCGUGUCACUUAUUUUCCUGAAAAUGUUUUAUCAGUAAAGAAUAAUAAAAACCCAACGGUAGUUUAUAUUUAUACGCCAAGUCACUUUACGGGUUGACUAGAAAAAUUCAAGUACGAACAACCUCUAUUCACUAGUGGAAAUAGAUAAAAUUGUAAAUUAUGUGCAUUUUCAUAGACACUCAUAAUAAAAAAAAAAAAACAAAUAAUUAAGAACAAUCUAGUUGGGUAACUACAAAGUGAAAUACAUGAGUAAAUCUGAUAUAAAUAUUCUUUUCCUAACAUGCGACAAAUUGAAGUAUCAAUAAUGAUUAUUCAUAAACUUUUGUUACAUUUAAUUACUUCAGGCAAAAGUAAAUCGCAUUGAAUUUUGUCUGUGCGACCAUAAAACUUAUAAUACGAUUCAUUGUAAUUUAUACAAUAAUCAUGACAUUGUCAAAAAAACUUAGAUAUUAAUUUGAUGUCACUAACUCUAAGAGGGUAUGUGCAAUUUCCUUUUUAAGUGUAAAUUCCGUACCGUCCUGCAUGUUUACAGAUUAUAAUAAUUUCAAAAUCUUGUUCGACUCAGUAGUUAUGUUAUGACUUGGAAUCUCAUAGGUUAAGGACCAGUUUGUCUAUCGCUAAGUCGAUUGCCAUAUCAAAUUCAACCUGAUGCAAAUAUCUUUAAUGUCGAAAUGCUAUUUUUCUUUGAGGGAAGCCACUUGUAUUUACAAAUUUAUUUGUCCACGGGCGUUGAUUUUGUUUAUUGUAUUUCAUAAUUAUAACACGCUUCACUGAUAACCUACUUUAUUUUAUAUGUAUAUAUAUAUAUAUAUAUAUAUAUAUAUAUAUAUAUAUAUAUAUAUAUUAACGAGCUUUGAAUAAUAUAUAUAUGAUGACAGUAUAGUAUAGAUAUUAUUUUUAUACUGUCGUCAUAUAGCCACUUCCACUAUUUAAAAGGUUUGAACGAUACCUCAUUUAUUAAAAUAUCUCAAGCCAUUUAGAUGAUGAAUUUAUUUUUUAUGUCCAUACGUCCCUAUGUAUGUACAGAAACCCAAACAAAUAUCCUUCGCUUGGCAGUUGGGCAAAAAUUAAGAGUGUACGUGAUAUUAAAUUAUCGAAUAUUUACCUACGUUUAUCUAAAAAAUGCACCUUAUUUACCUUAAGAACCUUAUUUUAUGAAGCUUAAUCAAAUAAUUUUGGCUGUUACAAACGAGAACGAACAAAAUGAACGUCUGUGGUUGGUCAUAAAUUGUACCUUCGCUGGAGCAUAAUAAUAAUAUAAAUAUGAUAAUUAUAAAGUAAUAAAUUUUACGUAUUGUUAAUUAUAGUGCGGAGAUCUUACUGAAUACAUAAAUUGUAUGAUAUACAUUACUUACAUUUUAAUUUGCGACAAAUGGAAUUGUGAUCCUAAGGUUUUAAAAAUAACUUACAUAUAUCGUUGAAAAAUAUUGUAUACUACUUCGUAUAACAUUUAUGCUACUAUAAAUACUGUAUACGUUAGUAAAUAUACUGUGGUAUUCGUAAUGCCUUGAUUACGGUUGAUCCCACCCGUAUCAAUACACAAUAUUUAAUCGUAUAGAGUUAAAGUAAGUUAGUAUAAAGAGUUUAGUGUGUACUGCAUUCUUUAUUUAUUAAUCUGCUCCAGUGAAUGUGUUUUAUUUUUUUAAUGUAGUCUUUGUGCCAAAAACCAAACUUUGUAAAAUAGUUUGGAUAUUUUAAAAAUAAUAAUACAUCAUAAGAAAAAUACGUUGUUCAUAUUUAGGUUAUCAUUACUUAAUACUUUUAAUUUCUAGCCAUUCCUUUAAAAUAUUAACAAAAGAAUCAUAAAUAAGUAAUAAACUAAAAUCUCUAACGGAGCUGGAGCCAUAUAGUUUCGACAAAGUGACAGUGGUGCCAUCUAGUUAAUUGAUCAGUUCAUAUAUUUUAUUUUGUUUCAACGCGGACUGUUAAAAUUGUGAAAACUGAACACGAAUCACUGUCUAUAUCUCACAGGUGUUUAGAGGCUUUCGUUAAAAUUAGUAGUUUCUUAUUUGGGUACAAUACGUUCCGUACCUAUUAUCACUAUACGAACUUGUUUAAAGCAGCGUUAGUAGAAUUUCAUCAAUAUUAACAAGUUACAAUGUGAGUAGAAAAAAAAAUACCGAAAUCGUAUUACCUACGUUUUGUAUGAUACUAUUUGGUUAUUUGUUUUGUUACGAUUAUAUUCCAGGUGCAGUAUGAUGUCAACGUAUCGGAGUGUUACCCAUGUAUCAAUAUCUAUUUGUAUAACUGUUUCUGUCUUUCUAUCAAAUAUGAUAAUUUUGUAAAACUCUUGUUACUAAUCUUAUAAUUGUAUAUGAUUGUCACCAUUUAUAUACUUUGAUAGUGCCUACUGUGCUAUCACUAACUUAAUAGUAUAAAAACUUACACUUUACCCUUUGGCUACCCCAGAGACCAGAUCAAAGAUCACUGUACCUUUGAUACCAUAUUAUUUACACCCUUUGUUUCUCUUACAAACUUAAUGAUAAACAAAAUCGUUGGUAAUAUUGUCUUCCGAGUCAUUAAAGUUAAUAUUAAUUUUAUAAAAUACUUGACCAAAGAUUCCUUAAAAAAUUGUCAUUCAUUGCAGACUACAAUAAAAAUGUCCAUUAAAAUUAUCUGUA